Messenger RNA from Cariama cristata (Red-legged seriema), 1531 nucleotides. It is a transcript of the gene JUN, whose product is annotated as jun proto-oncogene. Gene Ontology annotation, biological process: regulation of cell cycle; regulation of cell population proliferation; regulation of transcription by RNA polymerase II. The transcript has 2 exons. The record is from RefSeq and is a predicted model, not a curated record. Gene Ontology annotation, molecular function: transcription factor binding; DNA-binding transcription factor activity, RNA polymerase II-specific; RNA polymerase II cis-regulatory region sequence-specific DNA binding. Gene Ontology annotation, cellular component: transcription regulator complex. Lineage: Eukaryota; Metazoa; Chordata; Aves; Cariamiformes; Cariamidae. The annotation marks the transcript as partial.
UAUAAUAACGCCAAAGUGCUGAAGCAGAACAUGACGCUGAACCUGUCCGACCCAUCCAGCAACCUGAAGCCGCACCUGAGGAACAAGAACGCCGACAUCCUCACCUCCCCCGACGUGGGACUCCUGAAACUGGCCUCGCCUGAACUGGAGCGGCUCAUCAUCCAGUCCAGCAACGGNNUAAUUACCACCACGCCGACCCCGACGCAGUUCCUCUGCCCCAAAAACGUUACCGACGAGCAAGAGGGGUUCGCGGAAGGCUUUGUGAGAGCCCUGGCGGAACUGCACAACCAGAACACCAUGCCCAGCGUUACCUCCGCCGCCCAACCUGUUAACAGCGGCAUGGCACCUGUGUCCUCUAUGGCCGGCAACAGUAGUUUCAAUACGAAUUUGCACAGCGAGCCCCCGGUGUACGCCAAUCUCAGCAACUUCAACCCCAACGCGCUCAACUCUGCACCUAACUACAACACGAACAACAUGGGCUACGCACCUCAGCAUCACAUAAACCCCCAGAUGCCGGUGCAGCAUCCCAGGCUCCAGGCUUUGAAAGAAGAGCCUCAGACUGUACCUGAAAUGCCAGGGGAAACUCCUCCCCUGUCCCCUAUUGACAUGGAGUCACAGGAGAGAAUCAAAGCCGAGAGAAAACGCAUGAGAAACAGAAUUGCAGCAUCCAAAUGCCGGAAAAGGAAGUUGGAAAGGAUUGCCAGGUUGGAAGAAAAAGUGAAAACUUUGAAAGCCCAGAACUCAGAGCUGGCAUCCACUGCCAACAUGCUCAGAGAACAGGUUGCACAGCUUAAGCAGAAGGUCAUGAACCAUGUCAACAGCGGGUGCCAGCUAAUGCUAACACAACAGUUGCAAACGUUUUGAAGAGACUGUCUUAAACAAGAACUGUGGUAUUGUGGUAUAACUAAAACAAAAAAACCAAAAGUGGCAGAUGCAUAAAGCUAAUGGUAAAAGCUGAAAGGCUGAGUCCUGCCUGUGCUCUGCAAAGCGCAUGUGUGGAAAGACUGGCAAGCCUUCAGCUCGAGUCAGUAGUGAAGCGGCCAGCACCGCUCCGAGAAGUGCUGUUCCUGCUCAGAUGCGAUGUCAGAUCUUUGUUUAACGUUGACCAAGACCUGCAUGGACCUAACAUUCGAUGAUCAUUCAGUAUUAAAGGUUAAACUGCAAUAGAAACUGUAGAUUGCUUUAUGUAGUAUUCCUUAAAAAAAAAAAAAGUGGGAGGGAGGUUUGUGGGAGGCUGAUAAACAAAAAAGAACUAUUCUGCCUGCCUUCAAGUAAAUUGUGUAUGUACAUAUCUUUUUUAUUUUAUUUUAUGAAAGUUGAUUAAUGUCAAUAAACUACUUCAUGACUUUGUAAGUUAUUUUUAUGUUGUUUAUUUGGGCACUGCCCAGUAUUGUUUGUAAAUAAGAGGCUUUUUUUUUUAGCACUCUGAGUUUACCAUUUGUAAUAAAGUAUAAUUUUUUAAUGUUUCUGUUUCUGGAAAAAUUCUAGAAGGUUCUAUUAUAUUUAAGAAAAAUAAAAUAAUUAAAAUGCA